AUGCGCCGCGGUAGCUGCGCGGGCCUUGUUGCAAUCAGCGUUUGUAGUCUGGGGUGCCUUACAUGGCCCACACUGACUUCAUGCGCUGUUGGAUGCUUUGGUGACAGUCACACUGAGGGCAUCUAUGGUGCUCCCUGGGUGGACGAGCUUCAACGACGUCUACGGAGAGAAUGCGUGAACUUCCGCCGGAAUGCCUGGACCUGCAAGUCGGUGCAGCGCCGAGCGGCUCAAGCCCCCAUUUUGGAUGAGGCAGUUGUUUUGGCCGGCACCAACGACGCCAUGAUGGAACUUGCGGCUCGGGCUGGAAACACAGGCAUGCUCAGUGUCUACCGGGGCUUGAAUCAGCUCCCAGCUGAGUACGUGCCGUCCAUUGAAAGCUUUGCAACAUCCUUCAAGGAGCUGUUGUCCUCUGUUCGUGCAGAGAAGGUAGCAGUCCUCAGCCUGCCACCUCUGGGAGAAUCCGAUGGUCGCGCAGCUGAGCUGCUGUCCCUCUACAAUCAGGAGAUUUGUCGCCUGGUUGAGGAGGAUGAGCGUGCCAUCUAUGUGCCUUUUGGAGAGGCCUUAGAGAAGAGAAGUGGUGAAGAUUUCGAUGCUUCCUCCCCGGCAUUCUCCCAGACUAUUGCGCAGAUGCCUGUUUGCACAUACGGCCUUGAGACGAUUGCCUUUUGGCGGGCAGGCGGGGCCUCAGGGCCUUGGGGUCAACGCCAAAGAUUGCCGAACGUGACAGCUUUGUUGAGGCAAUACGGUGAUCAAGUGAGCCGAGUCACAUGCUAUCCUGUGCGGAUGGCUGCGCACCAAAAAAGAGCCAGAGCUGCCACCACACCAGUCGACUUCAAAUCAGAUGGACAGCGCUACGUCGCAGUGGCUGGGCGUUGCGCUUUGCCAGUGAGCGGCUUAAGAAGGCCAUCCAGAGCGAGGGAGUGGCUAUUCGAUUUGCUGCAGAGGAGCCGGUUGCACAUCACCAACGUCACUCCACCUGCCAAUCGACCGCCUUGCAUUCCUGGCUCUGUGUUGAAACAGCGUCAGGGAGAACAGGCGGAAGACGAGGGGAAAGAACCUUUGGAACGAGAGCGAAUGGAGGAGUUGGGUGGUGCUGGUGUCUACUCCGUGGAUUUGUGGCGCAAGGCCAUUUUAGAGGAUCCCAACUGGAAGUACGAUAUCGUGCCAGAGAUUAUGGACGGGCACAACAUUGUGGACUUUGUGGACCCAGACAUCGACCGAAAGCUGGAAGAACUGGAAAGAGAAGAGGCCCUGUUAAUGGCCGAAUCCAGCCUGGGCAAUGACGACGAGGUGAUUGGUGAGUUCGAAAAGACCCAAAAGGUCUUGGAUGAAGUCCACAGCAGGAUGCGGCAAAAACGCCUGGAGCGACGCAUCGGCAAGUCCAGGACGGGUGUACCAACUCCCAGACGAGCCAGAAAGAAGGCUGAGGAGGUGGAAGAGAAGUUGAAUAGCAUUGGCCUGGAUGGGGCCAAGGUCCGUGGUCGUUCAGCCUCGAAGAAGAGAUCGGGAUCCCUUCUGAGAAAACGUAAGCACGAUGCCGGAGAAGAGGAGGCUGGCACGCGGACGCUGUCUCGCGCACGCAGCAGGAGUAUUGGUUUGCCUUCUGAGGGGGCCGCGCAGGUGGUGGAAAAGAAGCGAAGGAAGACCAUGCGCUUGCACCAGAAGAAGGGCCAUAAGGGCGAGGCAGACAGAUGGAUUCCAGACCUCAAACCGAAGCAUUUGUAUUCGGGCAAGCGCGGUAUUGGAAAGACAGAUCGACGCUGAGCCGAAACGGACAGCGUCAGGCGGCCUUGGAGGUGCCAUCGGUGAUAAGCCGCUCCAGUCUGAGACGACGACGCGAGACGUCGAGCACGGGAACAGCGGAGCAG
Molecule: messenger RNA, 1868 nt
Organism: Cladocopium goreaui
Lineage: Eukaryota; Dinophyceae; Suessiales; Symbiodiniaceae
Source: the annotation of a GenBank genome assembly